Mycotypha africana is the source of this 1819-nucleotide messenger RNA. RefSeq lists its product as uncharacterized. NCBI's taxonomy places the organism in Eukaryota, Fungi, Mucoromycota, Mucoromycetes, Mucorales, Mycotyphaceae. The record is from RefSeq and is a predicted model, not a curated record. The transcript is spliced from 3 exons. The coding region runs from base 308 to 1594 and encodes 428 amino acids.
UGUUUGAGUAAUAGUAGUUCGCACAUUUGGCAUUGAGCAAUUUGACAGAAAAGUCUCAAUUUAAUAGCCAUUUCGUGCGAAAGUCAAGCGGAAAAACAGUACAGUGCUUUGAAAAAUUACACUAAAAUCGAAACUCAAUGAAAGCAUGUACAGCCAAUUUUGCUGCAUGUGUGUGUAAAUAACCUUCUUUUUUCUGUUUCUCUAACAAUUUUAUUGUUUACCACUUUUUUCUCUUUGCUUUAUUAUAUCUCUUUCUAAAAGACUCUGUCUGUAAAGAAUACUAUCCAUUGAAUAGUAUUCGGAAAAGAUGAUGUCAACAGAAGAUCCAUCCUUAUUCGAGGAAGAUGCAUUCUUAAGUGGAGGAGGACAAACUUUAAAUGAUGAACUACUUGGUAAAGGAUACAUGAAUGAGGUUCCUCUUGGGUGCUCAUCUCUAGCAGCAGAACUCCAAUCUGCAAUGACAACCAUUCCCGAAGACACGAACGGAGUUGCUGAAGAAAAUUUAUCAAUAAGCAAUAGCAAUAACAAUAAUGAUGUGGAAUAUAACGACUCUGCAACAAUGCCAGCUAUCUUGAACAACCAUCAUAACUUGAUAACAGCGGAAUUACCGGCUAAUACGACGCCUUCAAAAUUGGCUUCUAUGGCAAUGGAAAAAAGAUCACUAUCGAACGAAAUAGUGACCAUGACAAGCCCAUUGUUAUCUCCUUUACAGUGGUCUACUUCUUCCACCCUUGGUUUGCGUAACAAUGGCGGUAAUCAUAGCAGAAGAUCAUCCUUUUCUUCUUCUACUUGGUCCUCUUCUAUGAACAAUGACUUCUCACCGGACUAUAAUGAAGAUUUAAUUAUUGAUCCAUUUGAAGUAUUAAAAAGACAAUUAGAAGAUUUAAAUACAGCUGUAUGGGAAACAAAAACGCUUCAUAAAAGACUUUUAAAGACCUUGACGAUGGAUGAAACAGCUUUUGGCAUCUCGACCAGAAAAGAUGCAGAACAUAGCAAUGCUUUUACGCCGCCUUUUGAAUAUGUAGUUCAAUCGGUUAUCAAUCUUAUCGAACGUAAAUCUCGCGACCGUGAACGACAAAUCAGUUAUCUACGCAACGUGGACAGUACGCUUAGGAAAGAAUCGAGUUGGAUGACGAUGAACACGAUACGAGAGUUGGAAUUUUUGCUAUCGUCAGUCAAAUCGACGUUGAACGACUCGAACUAUGUGUAUCAAAACCCUUUACCUAUGAUCCGGGAUUUAACAAUAGAGACAACUUCAGCAACCGACUCACUUGAAGAACUAAAGGAACUCAUGUAUGUGAAUAAGAGGCAGGUACAAGAAUUAAAUGCUAGAUUAAAAUCCAUUGCAAAGACAGUACAUGAAGUAAGAAAGGAUAUGAGAAGAAUGAAUCAGUUUUUAGAAGAGAAAGACGAUGAAGACGACCUUGUUAUUCUAGAAAAGGGUGAAGUUACUGAAAGAGUAAGAGAAAUUAUGUGGGGUUUAGAUGAUUUGGAUACUGAAUCGACAAAGAAAUUAGAGAAAAUGCAACACUUUUGGGAUACUAUCAAAAUCUCCAACAAUACUACUGCAACUUAUUUGACUCAUUCUGUUUAAAUCAUACAAUCGUUCUGUUCUAUCUAUGUCUACAUAAUGACCGAUAUCACUAUAUUCCCCUUUCUGCCUUCCUGCCUUCUUUCUUACGUAAUAUCUUUAUAUCCUUUCUCUAUAUAUCUACUCUUUCGUAAUUUUAACUGAAAAUAAACCCUAUGUUUUAUAAGCUGACAAUAGUAUUCGCUCUACAGAUGAUAGGCCUGCCGACCUAGCACCAAUUUUCUCUCU